AUGUCUGAAGUGUUCAUCUCGGAGUACGACUAUGCUAUUGGGUGUAUUAUGUGGAUUGUCAUGAUAAUCUCUGUUGUUGGCAAUGCCGUGUCACUCUAUGUCUUCUGGAACCUCGCCAAAAAUAGAGCAACAAUUCUGUUUAUAUGUGUAGCUGUGACGGAUCUAUUGAUGAGCCUUAUUGCGACACCAUACGUAGCCAUGAACUUGUUCUCAACAAACAGGGCCUCCUUCACUGAAGGAUCUGAACUUGGUUCCUCGUACGGAUCUGCUGUGGGCAUCUUCCACAAUACCUGCAGCAGAGUCAGCAUCUACACCAUGCUCCUCCUCAGUCUGGUACGAUGUGCUCACAUGUAUUACCCUCUACAAAUCCGACAAUACACAUCCACCAACUCUACCAUCACCAUAGUGAUCUUCAUUUGGGUUAUCUGUACCACCAUCUCCUUCUUUCCUUUCAUGUUCCAAACCAAAUACAAGUACAACCCCUGGGCACUUCUCUAUGUUUGGCAGGUGGAGGACCUAUUUGAUAGAGAUGGGUGGACCACAGCAGCAUUUAAAGCAACCUACUUCUUUGUGCUGAUCUUCCCCUUUGUCAUUCCAGGAAUUGGAAUAAUUAUUAGUACGGGUAUCAUCAUACCAAAAGUGUAUAUGAGUCACAAGAUGUCUGAAAACAUGGGAUUUGGGCAAAACUCGACACAAAAUAACAAGGUUGACGCCAAAGACAUAUCUAACAUCUGUUCAGACGGAAACUACUAG
Molecule: messenger RNA, 753 nt
Organism: Bolinopsis microptera
Lineage: Eukaryota; Metazoa; Ctenophora; Tentaculata; Lobata; Bolinopsidae
Product: follicle-stimulating hormone receptor-like
Exons: 8
Coding region: 1-753 (250 amino acids)
Biological process (GO): G protein-coupled receptor signaling pathway
Cellular component (GO): membrane
Molecular function (GO): G protein-coupled receptor activity
Source: RefSeq, a predicted model, not a curated record